Messenger RNA from Funneliformis mosseae, 384 nucleotides. The record is from the annotation of a GenBank genome assembly. NCBI's taxonomy places the organism in Eukaryota, Fungi, Glomeromycota, Glomeromycetes, Glomerales, Glomeraceae.
AUGGAUAAAGAAAAACUUGUUACUGCGCAACAGCCAUGUGGUUUAACCGUGCAUGGUAAAUCCAAAGUACACAUAUUUCCGUAUGGGUUAAUGAUAGUUAGUAAUGAUGCCAUUGAUGACAUACCUUUUGCAGAUCGAAACAAUAAUUCUAAAUGGGAAAAUAGAGAUGGGUUUCUCAGAGAAAAGUUGACGCUCGAUAUGUUGUUUCAUAAACAAGAUGCUAACCGGAUCUCGGCGACUUAUUUCCAAAAAAGGGGAACUUCCAUUAAGUCAAUUGAUAACCUUUUAUCCAUUAGCUUUUGCUUCGCCAAUUGGACAAUCAACCCUUUGUCGAAAAAGAAAAAAAAAGAAAGAAAUGUACUUAUUCGAUUUGAACCUUCAUGA